Messenger RNA from Malaya genurostris, 575 nucleotides. Its product is annotated as tRNA-specific adenosine deaminase 2. The record is from RefSeq and is a predicted model, not a curated record. The transcript has a single exon. Gene Ontology annotation, molecular function: tRNA-specific adenosine-34 deaminase activity. NCBI's taxonomy places the organism in Eukaryota, Metazoa, Arthropoda, Insecta, Diptera, Culicidae. Gene Ontology annotation, biological process: tRNA wobble adenosine to inosine editing. Gene Ontology annotation, cellular component: nucleus; cytoplasm. Bases 1 to 486 code for a protein of 161 amino acids.
AUGGAUCAUUUCAUGGAACAGGCAUUGGAACAAGCGCGGCAAGCCGAUCAGCUUAAGGAGGUCCCGGUCGGUUGUGUAUUUAUUUAUCGUAACAUGAUUAUCGCCAGUGGGUGUAACCGUGUGAACGAGACGAAAAACGCUACACGUCAUGUUGAAUUUAUCUGCAUUGAUCAAGUGCUCGAAUAUGCCAGAACGAACGAACUGAGCUAUGAAGACGUGUUUCGAGAGGUUACCGUUGUGGUCACCGUAGAACCCUGCAUUAUGUGUGCUGCUGCACUGAUAAAUUUACACGUCAAGGAAAUCAUCUACGGCUGUCGGAAUGAUCGUUUCGGUGGUUGCACUGUGCUUGAUGUUCCGACACUGCUGGAAACGGACAUACCCAUCCGAGGUGGCGUGCGUGCGGAUGAAGCUAUGCAGCUUCUGAAAACGUUCUACAAAGGGGAAAACCCUUCUGCGCCUGUUCCGAAAUCAAAGACUCUUCGAUGAAUUAUAAUUUGGUUGCAUAAUAAUUUGAAAUUCAACUUUUUGUAAAUAUUUAAUCAUUUAUCACUAUAAACGUACUUUUUAUAAUGAAA